GGAGGUCACGUGAUUACACAAUACCACGUUCCGGGGAGGGGGAAUCACGUGCGGGAUCGAAGGGGAGGAGAGUUCGAACAGGCAGUUCGCCCGCUCUUUACCCGUCCCCCCCCCCCAGCAUUCGCAGAGGGGCUGGGAAACGUGGGCUAGUCCUGUCACGUGCGUCGGCACAAAUAGCCUCGCGGACUUUUUUUUUUGCGGGGGGGGGGGGAGACGGCAAGGAGGCAGGACGUCAACCGAAGAAGUGUUUCAGUUUCGCUCGCGGUCUGCCUGGUUUGGAGCGGCUUCGCUCCCUUGCACAGGAAGAGGCGGCGCCGCCACCGCAGACUUCAACGGGCAGGCGCCGCGCUUCUCGCCCGCUUCCGUUUGCCCCUCUUUUCUCUCCCUGGACACGCGCACCUGGCUGCAAAGUUUGUCGCUCCUCCGUCUGCGAGGGAGGCCAGGUGUUACGCAGCUAGGAAUCCAAAAACCGAUGCGCAUUUAUUGCUAGUCCGCAACUUCCGAAACUGUUCGACACGGCAGCUGUUUAAGCUUUGGGGAAAUUAUUUUAAAUACAAACUAUCCUUUUAAGAAAAAAUAAAAACAAACAUCCGUCGAAUUUAUUUAUUUAUUUACUUCCCGCCCUCCACCCUAAGGCAGGAGGGCCAGUGAUGCAGCCCACACACUAUUUGAAUGGCAAUGGUCAUCAACUUCGGGGGUGGGGAUCUGGCCCUUUCAAAUAUUGUAUUGGGGUGGGGGCGAAGGAACCUCAGCCCCUAGGAGCUGGCUGCUAUGCCUAAGGUCCCAGAGCAAGAUACAGUAUAAAAACAGCAUUGAGAACAAUUUUAAACUUGCAAAGGUGGGUGCUAAAAACAUUCACCUUUGCAAAUAUGACCUUUGCUUUCUAUAGGUACGUUGAAUUUUGAAGCAGCACGUGUAGGGGUGAGGUAUUUAGCUUUUUAUUUUAGCAUAUUCAGGGCUAAUUUAGAUUUAGAAAAUGGUAUGAGGGAGAGGAUUUUUUAAACUUCCUUCCCCACAGCUGCUUUUAGGUGGGGAAAGAGUUGGGAGUUGUAAUUAUGAAUCCUAUAUUUGGGGGUGGCGCAGGACAUUUUGUCGCCCCUGCAACACCAUUCACCAUCCUGCAGAACCGGGGCCCCUCCCUGGCCCCACCGUCACACCUGUACUGCUGCCAGUCCCGCCACUGCAACUGCCACGAUGCAGUAGCAGUUUGGUGAGGGAUGGUUGUGAGGACAAGGGUACUGUGGCACAGACAAAGCCACAAUGGGGCUGGAAGCACCACAAUGGGGCUGAUGGCGGUGCAGUGGCAGGGGUUGAAUCUGCUGGCCUGUAUGAGAUCUAUUUUGGUCAUCCUGCUAAUAGAUCCUGCUAACAGGCCUUCGUUCCCACAAAAUGGGCGUACUGGUUUCUCUAAACAGAAAUACCAAAGAGAUAGAAAUGAAAAGGCUCUGACACCCUUGCUGGCUUUGUGUAACAACUUUGCAAGGCACUUUAGGGAGAAAAUCACUCAGAUUUUGACAGCUGGAUCGCAUUCAAAUCAAGUCUAACAAAGUUGUCUAUUGCAGCCUGAGGAUGGGAAAACCUGCUUGAAGACAUGUGGCCAUCCACCUGCCACCUUGACCCUUGGCAUUCUGGCUUCUUCAGGGGGUUGUCUGGUGGGGGGGGGGGUCCAGAAAGUGAUUAAUGUUUUAAUGAAGAAGGUGCCACCUGCCUUGAAGGAGGCAGUGGUGUGUCUCCUUGGUAAGAAGACCUCCCUGGAUCCAGAAUUGUUAAAAUAACUAUUGUCUGGUGGCAAAUAUCCCCUUUUGAGGCAAGGUGCUUGAGAAGGUGAUGGUGGUCCAGCUUCAGGAAGGAAACUAAUUACUUGGAUCUGUUCUCCUCUGCCUUCAGGCCUUGUCAUGACACUCAAAUUUCCUUGGUCACCCUGAGUGAUGAUAUUUAUCAGGAGAGAGAUGGGGAGAGUGCAACGCUGUUCAUUCUCAAUCUGUUGGUGGCUUUUGAUACUGUUGACCACAGUAGCCUUCUGGAGCAGAAGUAUCUUUCUGGUUCACCAGAAACAACCCCUUUUGGACAUAAAUAACCUGGCCACUGUAAUACAUUCUCUGGUAACUUACAUACUUAGGAUGACUUGGAAAUGUCAAGUGGUUCAAAAUGCAGCAAGCAGAUUAGUGGCUGGGCUUCCAAUUAGAUCUCACAUAACCCUUGUUUUAAAACUGCUGCAUUGGUUGCCAGUUCAUUUCCAGGCUUAGAUCCAGAUGCUCACAUUAGCGUUUAAAGCCCUACAGACCCCCUCAGGGGGCAGAGGAGGCCCUAUUAGUUGUUCCAUUUCUCAGAAGCUGUAAAGUAAAUAGAGGUAGACUCUGCCUUGUAAUAUUAUUUCUUUAUCCACAUAUGUCUUUUAUUUGGCCUUUAUUGAGUAGAUCUUCUUUCACCAGUAAAAACAUAAAACUAUACAAGGUACAUAAAAAUGGUCUCUGCCCUGGCAUUUUUACUGCUGCAUUGUUUGUUCACAGAUAUAUUUCCUUGUAUUUUCCACCUAAUUAAUAUUGGUAGCUGGAAGCCUUGAGAGGGAAUUGAACUCCCCUGCUGUUCCAUCACUGAUUGCAAACUACAGAAGUGAGGAAAGGCAGUUCCCUCCUGCAGCUCCAUUUGAAUGACUCUGCAACAAUGUGAGAGGUGAUGGAGGAUGCUGUAGGGGGAAGGAGGAAUUGGUGAUAAUUGCUUCCCCUUCCCUUCUGUCAGAGACAACCUCUGGACCACCAGCCAUUCCAUGAAUGAAAUGAAUAUGAAAUGAAAAUGUUGCAAUAUGAAUCAAACAGGACCCUUAAUCAACUGUCCUCAGCUGGAAAAGAAGAAGGCUUAUGCCACACAACCCUGAGUACAUCAGUGGCCAUGCAGUCUUCUCAUGCUUUCUUUGUCUGGAGGGCCAUGGUGUUCUUUGGGAAGUAUGCAGCUGUUGCUUUUGCCAUAUUGUCUGUGUCACUGAGUAUUCUACAUUCAGUGCCGGAGCGAGAGUUCAUUGCUCCAGGCUGCCCUGAAUGUAAACUGAUCUUGAACGCACGCAUGACGGAGCUGUUCAAUGGGCGACCUAUUUAUCAGUGUGCAGGAUGCUGUUUCUCAAGGGCUUAUCCCACUCCCAUGAGAUCUAAGAAGACAAUGCCGGUCCCAAAGAACAUCACAUCAGAAGCAACAUGCUGUGUGGCAAGAGCCUUCAAACAGGCUCCCAUUCCAAAUCAUGAACACACAAAGAUAGAGAAUCACACCGAUUGUCACUGCAGUACUUGCUACUAUCAUAAAUCUUAAGACCUUCAUGAAUGGACCACCGAUGACAACGAAUGAUUUUAUUUUAUUUGCAUUUUUUGCAUUAUUUGCAUGUAUAAGAUCUUAACUUUUCUGAUUGAAAAAAAGGAAGCUUUGAGCUUACCUACUAUGAUAUAUUCCCUGCUGUUCUGUUUCCUCUUUACUUCAUCACACAUUGAGUGAAACUGACAAAUAUGUUUCAUUAUUUCUCUUAGAAACCAAAUAUAGAAUUUUGCAUGACAA
Messenger RNA from Podarcis muralis (Common wall lizard), 3540 nucleotides. NCBI's taxonomy places the organism in Eukaryota, Metazoa, Chordata, Lepidosauria, Squamata, Lacertidae. The record is from RefSeq and is a predicted model, not a curated record.